Molecule: messenger RNA, 1395 nt
Organism: Caenorhabditis briggsae
Lineage: Eukaryota; Metazoa; Nematoda; Chromadorea; Rhabditida; Rhabditidae
Exons: 7
Coding region: 1-1395 (464 amino acids)
Biological process (GO): lipid metabolic process
Cellular component (GO): membrane
Molecular function (GO): oxidoreductase activity, acting on paired donors, with oxidation of a pair of donors resulting in the reduction of molecular oxygen to two molecules of water
Source: RefSeq, a predicted model, not a curated record
AUGGUUCUUCGUGAGCUACAAAAUAAACCGUUCUACAUAAAAAUCGACGGAAAAUGGUGCCACAUCGAUGACGAAGUGCUUCGUGCUCACCCGGGUGGCAGUGCCAUCACCACGUAUAGAAAUAUGGAUGCUACAACUGUCUUCCACACUUUCCACACCGGAUCAAAAGAUGCUUACAACUGGCUAACCCAACUAAAACAAAAAUGCCCGACACAAAAUCCAAACCUCCCACGUGUACCGGCAAGUUUUCGAGAAAUCAAAAACAAAACAAUCACUUUUUUUGUAUUCCAGGAAGAUUCGAUCGAAGGAUUUGACGAUGUUAACAUUGGAACAUUCGAAAUGACCGAGGAACGUUCAGAGGAAAUCAACAAGAACUUCAACAAGCUUCGCGCGAAACUUCGUUCUGAUGGACUCUUUGAUAGCUCUGGAUUGUUCUACACUCGUAAAGUUAUGGAACCAAUUUUGACAAUCCUUGUUGCAUUCUUCCUUCAAUAUCAUGCCUACUACUUCCCGGCAGCAGUGCUUAUGGGAAUCGCAUGGCAACAACUGGGAUGGUUGAUCCACGAGUUCACUCACCAUCAAGGAUUCAAAAAUAGAUGGUACAAUGACUUGACCAGCUACUUUGUUGGAAACUUUUUGCAGGGUUUCUCCUCCAGUGGCUGGAAAGAACAACACAAUGUCCACCACGCCGCCACUAACGUCGUCGGAAGAGAUGGAGAUCUUGAUUUGGUCCCGUUCUACGCCACUGUCGCUGAACACCUCGAUAACUAUCCGCAAGAUUCAUGGACCAUGAUUCUGUUCCGUUGGCAACACGUCCAUUGGCCAUUCAUGCUGCCAUUCCUUCGUCUUUCGUGGCUUUUGCAGUCUGUCAUUUUUGUUAGUCAGAUGGGAAACCACUACUAUGACUAUUACAGAAAGACGGCUAAAUAUGAGCAGGUCGCUCUCACUCUUCACUGGGCGUGGUCCUUGACUCAGCUCUAUUUUCUUCCUAAUUGGCCCACCAGAAUCAUGUUCUUCUUUGUUUCCCAUCUAGUCGGAGGAUUCCUACUUGCCCAUGUUGUCACUUUCAAUCAUUACUCCGUUGAGAAGUUUGCUUUGAGCUCGAACAUCAUGUCAAACUACGCCUGUCUUCAAAUGAUGACCACAAGAAACAUGCGACCAGGAAUGUUCAUUGACUGGUUGUGGGGUGGACUCAACUAUCAGAUCGAGCAUCACUUGUUCCCAACAAUGCCACGUCACAACCUUAACACAGUCAUGCCAUUGGUUAAGGAAUUUGCCGCUGAGAACGAUUUACCGUACAUGGUUGACGACUAUUUCACCGGAUUCUGGUUGGGAGUUGAGCAGUUCAAGAACAUUGCAAAAUUGGCAUCUAAAUUGUCUACCAAAGUUGAUUAA